CCACUUCCUCUUUCUGAAGCCGCGCCUGGUUUCCUUUUGGUGGGACGGGGGGGCUGACCGACAGGCGGACGACAGCCCAUCAGCAGAAAAAAAAAAACACCAUGUGAAGAAAAAGUAUAUAAAAAGGGACACGAAAAGCAAACUUGUGAGGGUGGGAACACAUUCAUUCGUCUCACCAUCACCCCGGUCAGCGGUUUCUUAACGGCUCGGCAGAGAGCGAAUGGACAGAGCGGGAGAGGAGCUGGACAGUCUCACCAACGGUAAAAGACACAAAUACCAUGCCAACCGGUGAUGGCCCCAGCCGCUUCCCGGUCUUUGUGGCUCCGCCCCACGGAAACCACCAGAGGCCUCCAGGUUAUGUCCCUGGUCGGGUGGCUCCAGUCCGCUCGCCACCACCUGCCAAAGCUCCACCGCCUCCACCGAUGAAACCUCACGGGCCCCCGCCACAGCGCCCAGCCGCUUUCAACCUGACAGAGGGGAACCAGCGUAGGGAGCGUGCCCAGAGCCUCCAGCAAAGAAAGAACACAGUUAUCUGUUUUGGAGUGUCGAUGGGGGCUUUCUUCCUCACCCUCAUCCUCGUCCUUAGUCUCAAAGUUGGAGACGCGUUAGAUGAGAAUUGUCCGGACCACAACUCAUCCCUGAGUAGCUGGAACCCAGGCCACCAACCAGAGAAGGCCGUUAUUGUCAGGAGGGGACAUUUGUUCAGAUUGGAUUCUUCUGCUACCUUCCAUACCCUAACCAUCCAGUCAGGAGGUAAGGUGGUUUUUGCAGACAACGCUGACGGCUCCAAAAACAUAACCUUGAGAACACGGCACAUCCUUAUAGAAGAUGGUGGAGCCCUUCACAUCGGUGGUCCCAAAUGUCGCUACCGCUCUCGCGCCACCAUUGCCCUUGUGGGUCGCUCUGACAACAUGGCAGUCCCUGAAGUGCCUGGCAUGGGGCGCAAGUUCAUAGGCGUCGCGGCCGGUGGGACUCUGGAGCUACAUGGCACCGAGAGGGUUUCCUGGACUCUUCUGACCCGAAGUGUCCCGGCCACCGGUCUGGCAACAGGGGGUCACGCCUUCCAGCGGAACUUCAGCAGAGGCAUCAACGUGCGUGUGGUGGACCAGGACACAGCUGCUGUGCUGUUGUCUGAACGCUACGACACACACGAGUCUCGUAAUGACAGUGGGCGGCUUACCCAGCUGCUGGGGACCCUGCCGGCGGGCCGCAUUGUCGCUCUGGCUGUAGGAGACUCGGCUGUCAAAAGUCUUUUGGACGAAACUAAGAAGGCCAUUGAAGAGAAGCUCGGCAGCAGCUUUGUCUAUGAUCUUAAAUACAGACAGGCGUGGGCUUUGGUGUCGAUUGUUGGUGGUGGUAACGCGUCAUGCUCAGAGGACGUUAGGGAACAUGAAAACCACGACACCAGAGGGAGAGCUCUGGCAAGACGGAACUUCACCACCGUGGACGGAGUGGCCUUCUCGGUCACCGCCUACAGCGAGUGGAAGAAUGGUUUCCCCAUCUCAGGCUUCCAGGUGGAUGCUGUGGACCAGGUGGUGCUGAACCUGCAGGACGAAGUGCAGCAGACCUGGCAACCCGGGGAUCAGAUUGUAGUUGCCAGCACAGACUACUCCAUGCACCAGGCUGAAGAGUUUACUUUGUUGCCCUGCUCUCACUGCACCAGCAGGCAGGUCAGGAUACAAGGGAAACCUCAGUAUAACCAUGUUGGAGAGAUCAUAGAUGGCAUCGACAUGCGUGCUGAAGUGGCGCUGCUCUCCAGAAACAUUUUCAUCUACGGGGAAAUGGAAAGCUCAUGCUAUGGAGACAAUGUGUGCCAGUUCUACAACCAAGACACUUAUGGAGGCCACAUCAAGAUCCUUCGUAACUUCUCAUCCGUGCAUCUGUCCCACGUGGAGCUGAAGAACAUGGGCCAGCAGCGUGAGAAAGGGCGCUACCCCCUCCACUUCCACAUGUGCGGGGAUGUGGACCAGAGGGGAGGCUAUCGGGAGCCCACCUAUGUGGACGGACUUUCCAUACACCACUCCUUCUCCCGUUGCCUCACCAUCCACACCACUAACGGCUUGCUGGUGAAGAACACUAUAGGCUAUGACACCCUGGGUCACUGUUUCUUCCUUGAGGAUGGGAUUGAGCAGCGUAACACCUUCUACCACAACCUUGGCCUGCUGACUCGACCCGGGACUCUGCUGCCCACUGACCGCAAUGAGACGCUCUGCACCAGCAUCAAGGACAAAGUCUACAAGGGCUACAUUCCCUCACCCAGCACAGAGUGCAAGGCAGUGUCAACAUUCUGGAUCGCCAACCCCAACAACAAUCUCAUCAGCAAUGCAGCUGCUGGUUCGCAGGAUGCUGGCAUAUGGUUUGUGUUCCACAGCUCUUCCACCGGAGCGUCUCAUGGGCUGGUACCAGAGACCCGAGCAGAGCUCACUCCUCUAGGGAUUUUUUACAACAACCGCGUACACUCCAACUUUAAGGCAGGGCUGUUCAUUGAUAAAAGAGUGAAGACCACCAAUGCUAGUGCUGCCGACCCCCGGGAAUACCUGUGUCUUGAUAACAGUGCCAGAUUCCGACCCCACCAGAAUGCUGACCCUAGCCGUCCACGGGUGGCGGCAGUCAUUGGCUCUCUGAUCUCCUUCAAGAACAACGACUUGGGAGCGUGGAUACGGGGAGGUGACAUCACCAUCCAGGACUCUGGAUUUGCAGACAACGGAGUGGGAUUGUCCUUUGCCAGUGAUGGCAGCUACCCGAAAGAUGAAGGCUCCAGCCAGGAGGUGACCCAGUCUCUGUUUGUGGGUGAAAGCCGAAACCGAGGGACUAAUGGAGGACAGAAUAAAUACUGGGGUUUAGGAGGGACUGAUGCAAAGAUGAGGACUCUGCCUAGAAACAGGACGUUCCCCAUCCGAGGUUUCCAGAUCUAUGAUGGUCCGGUGCGGCUUACGCAGAGCACAUUUCGUGGAUUUGUCCCCACACCGGAGCGUUAUACCAGCGCAGUGGGAUUCAACCUGAAGAACACAUGGCAGCUCACCCCACGAAACAACCUGUCACAGCUCAACUUCCAAUCCACCGUGGGUCUGCGGGCGUUCUUUGGUCGCCCCGGGCAGUGGUUUGAAGAGAACGACCUGGAUGGCGACAAAAACUCCUUCUUUCAUGAUGUGGACGGGUCAGUAACCGGCUACACAAACACCUACGUCGGCAGAGCGGACAAUUACCUGAUCCAACAUCCUGGCUGUGUCAACGUAUCCCAGUGGAAUGGAGUGAUCUGCAGCGGCCGCUACUCUCAGGUGUACAUCCAGACCCAGGGAGCCCCCAGCCUCAGUUUAUCUAUCAGCAGAGAUGAAUACCCUCAUGCUCCUCUGGUACUCAGGGGGAUUAACAGCCAGGCGGCGCUGUCUCAGCAGUACCAGCCCAUCCUCAUGAUGAGCAAGAGCUACACUCUGCAUUGGAGUGGACCUGCACCCCGAGAGGUUGUCCUCUCUCUCAUCAACUUUGACAAAGAUGACUGGGUGCUGGUGGGACUCUGUUACCCAUCAGACACCACAUUUCAGAUUAUGGCCGACAUCAAUGAUAGGCAAAACAACACCUUUGAUGACCUCACAGACUACGGCACUGUGCCAUCCAUCGCAGAGCUGGAGAAGAGGCCGAUGGAGCGGAAGUACUUCUUUGACCGACCUGUUGGCUUGUUGUGGCUCUACCUUCGGGCCCGGCACGCCCGUGACGGCCACAGCUACUGUUCGGUAGAAGGCUGCGAAAGAGUAAAAGUCAUGGCCACCACGUCCUCCAAACAGACCUGUAACUGUACGGCCAAGGCCUACCCCAAGUACUCCAAGACACCCUCAGCCGUGGUGCCUAUGCCGGCCCUUAAUACACAACCCUGCAAAGACUGUGGCGCUAAACAACUUGUGUUUUCCAGUGAGCCAUGGACCUCCUACCUCCAGACACAAGUCAAGUCUCUCAGCAGCAAAGAGCAGCAGCAAGGAGAUAACAGCUCGUUUAUUACUGUGAAUGAGGUGACCAUGGUUUUCUCUCAGCCUGGGUAUUUCAUAGUGUCAGUGGACGCCUGCUCUGGGAAGGUCACAAAGAAAACCUCAUUUACCAAGAUGGACGCCAAGAUGGAGCAGUACCUAAAAACUGGAAUACCAAAGAGUUCUAUAGUGCUCAUGGCAACACGAGGUCAACCAGAAGGCUUGGUGGGUGUAGCAUCAUAUCUGGUCUCUUUUGGUCUGGCCAAACCUGCUGAUCUGCACAGUAAAGAGAGUCUGGCACUUUGGGGGUUCCAGGGUGGUUCUUCACCCCCUCCUUGGGUCUUGCUACAAGCCGGACAGGGGGAGGAGUUCCUGGGGCUGCAGGAGCGGUACUUGCCUCUGGGUUUGGAGGCAUACGGCUGUACGCCACCUGCACCUCACACGCGCAAAGACCUGGAGCUACUCAAAAUAGCCACGGGACUACAAUGACCAAUGUGAACUUAACAACUUAACUACCCAGAACACUCUUGCACACAGAUGCACAAACACACGCAACCAGCUGAUGAAUGUGAACUGCUGAACCUUUUAAUUUAUUAACAAUGGUAAAGAUGUUUACCAAUUUUAAGUAGAGAGAAGGUAUUUUAUUAUGAAGGGGGGGUGAGUAUUUUUGUGCAUGUCUGUGCGCGUGUAGAAGUCAAAGUAUGCCUCGGGGCCAUUAAGGCAAUGCACUUUCCUUUAAAGACACAACUUGCCUUAUCAACCAAAGUGAUCAAAUGGAGCUUUACAAUAACUCAGUUUAUCUUUUUGUUUAUCUUGGAACAGAAGACAAACCAAGCCAAAGCAACUUUUAAUGUCUACCUACGCAUCUUAUUGUUCAUUAUGGAGUUAAUUAAAAUCAAAUGAAUUGAGUCUCAAUGCAUUAGAUACACACAAGCCAAAAAAUAAUUAUGAAAAUAAAUUGCAUUGUCCCUGAAAUGAGACCAUGUUCGAUUAGAACAGAGGAUGAAACAAGAUGGAUUAGAUGAGCUCAGGUCAGAGGGAAAUAACGAAAAUAAAUGCCAAUGCAUCUGAGAAUUAAACGGCACAAUUAAGCCAAAACAAUCUAGUAAACAGAGCCUGUGUGCCAUCAAGAAGCAAAACACCUACGUAUAUAUUUUAAAACAAAGUCAUAACAAGCCAUAUUCAGAUUUAAAUGGUUGUAUAGACAAAUAGUAAUAGGUAGUUUUCAGUGACAUUAAUCUUGCCUUUCUUCAUACAAAAAGAAUUCCGUUAAAUAGAUAAAUUAUUACUUUGCAGGCCAUAACUCUUUCUACCAGUCGUCACACAUCGUUUAGCUUUUUAGUUGAUGUGUGUUACAACUGAAUCUGUAACUGGAAAACCUCCUCUGAUCAUCGUGCAGCUGUAACUUUAAGCACCUUUUUUACAGAUUCCUACAUGGACUUACUGGAUCUUUUUUUUAUUUUUUUAUCUCCUAUUCGUAUUUAUCUUCACAGGGAUGGCAUAUCAAGUGCUGGCCACAUUUGCAGCACAACUGUACCUAUGUAUUACUUUUCUUUUCUUUUUGUUUCCUAAAACAGAAUUGAAUGUUUUACCUCUCAUCUGCCUCAUUCAUGAUCUUUUCCAUGUGCAUUAUUGCCAAAACCGUGUUUAGAUAGAACCCAGGGUGGCUUAUUUUUAGAGUUGGUAUCCUGGCUGAACACUAGUGAGCCGCACAAUGCAUACAGAUCAUAUACCAGCUGUAAGGUAAAAGGCUUUGUGCUGAGAGUUUGAAGUGGUGUUUGGAUGUGAGCAGGGCUCCCCCACUGAGCAAUGAUAAGUGCGUGUGCGCGUGUGGAUGUGUUACCUUGUUGCCUUUUAACCACUUUCCUGUUAAAAAGAACGAGAGGUAAAACAAAACGUUUCAGCCCCUUUGCCUUUUGUUCAACUGAUGCUACUGCAACUGAUAGUAGUGAGCUUUGUAAAUAUGGUGUUUAA
Etheostoma spectabile (orangethroat darter) is the source of this 5933-nucleotide messenger RNA. RefSeq names its product cell migration inducing hyaluronidase 2 (gene cemip2). The transcript is spliced from 24 exons. The record is from RefSeq and is a predicted model, not a curated record. Lineage: Eukaryota; Metazoa; Chordata; Actinopteri; Perciformes; Percidae. Bases 279 to 4448 code for a protein of 1389 amino acids.